Eufriesea mexicana is the source of this 4967-nucleotide messenger RNA. Its product is annotated as trichohyalin. The record is from RefSeq and is a predicted model, not a curated record. The transcript has 30 exons. Bases 571 to 4761 code for a protein of 1396 amino acids. Lineage: Eukaryota; Metazoa; Arthropoda; Insecta; Hymenoptera; Apidae.
CUAACCCUUGUAAUAGCAGCAGCGUGUCAGUGCUAUUAGUGACGUCUAUCGACGUUGCGAUCAUCGCAAAUAGCGAAAAAAAGAUAAAACAGAUUGUGCGUGAAAAACAUCGAAAGAUGUAAUGGUUUACGAAUUUCAUGAGUUACCGGUAGAGAAACACUUUGAAGAAGUGCACUCGUCGUAUGUAGUGAUAGACUAUAGUUCGAUUAUUCUACGUUUAUCUUUUGUAUUCAUUGUUAUGAGAUCGGGGGGUUUAUCCUUAUUUUGUAUUCUUGAAAUGGAAGAUGUGUUCACAAACGUCGCCUUUAAGUAUUCUUAACGGUGGUUAAGGCAAAUCUAAUCGCAGCCGUCUGGUGCAUUUGAAUGAACAUCGAUCAAGUAGAUUCUACUCUGAUUGUUAUCGGUCGAACUUCGAGCUUUCGAUCCAAUCCUUUAGCUGUUAGAUUCGUGAAAGAUUGAUCGAUAUAUCUGCGCCCCAUGUGACGCUCUUACGAAAUAUGCUCUGUCGGAAAUCGUUGGCAUUUUCGAUUUCCAACUUCGUACAUUUCUCACGUAACGCGUUUAUGGUGAAUGCACCACAUGUAUUCCUCAAAAAAAGGAGAUCCCCUCUGUCCUCUCGGUUUCCAUCCCCAAGUGCGAUGGCCGACCCGUUGCAAAAGAUGUUUCAGAGAUUACAAGGAACAUGGCGGCAAGAGAGAUAGCUUGAGAGAUAUUACAUCGUCGUCACCCAGCCUUACGUUUGAUCAAUCCUCAGGCCGAUCUGCUGAAAAUGGAAAACGCGGUUGGUCCUCGGCAACUAAUUUAGCAAAAGAUGACUUUAAAGGAAGCUCGGAGACAUCGUAUGCGUCUGCCGGUUGGACUUCGCUCAUGGAUCUUACUGCGAUCGAUAAAGAAGAAGAAAGAUUGGAAGCUAGGAGGCCAACAAAGCUGCAGAUUAAGGAGGUUAUAGAUAACAGCAAUGAAAGCGCCUCAGAGAAUGAUGUUGAGUUCAUAAUUCAGGUGAAGAAGUCGAAGAUUGGUUCUUCGAAAAGCAGCGAAAAAAAUGGAGAAAGACGAACGAGAAAAGAAGAGUGGACGGAAAAAAACGAGCUGGAACAGUUAAAGGAACAAAUAAAGGAAUUGCAAGCACGAUGCGAGAAGGCGGAAAAGGAGAAGAGCGAGAUCCUAAUGAGACGGUUAACGACUAUGGAAACCAUAUCAAGUAAAGCUUCACCGAAUGAAGUACAGAAAUUACAGAAGAAGAAUGAAGUGCUUAUGCAAGAAAAGUCAAAUUUCUUGACUAAGAUAAGAGAACUUGAGAAAGAAGUAAACUCUAAAACAUUCAGAGGAGAACGAGACCGAGAAAAAGAUGAGUUACGUUCAAAACUAAAAGCAGCAGAGAAUUUAUGUGAGAAUUUAAUGGAUGAAAAUGAAGAUAUGAAGAAGGAAAUUAGACAAUUGGAAGAAGAGAUAUACGAAUUGCAAGACACUUUUAGGGAUGAACAAGCAGACGAGCAUGUUCGUUUGCGAAAAAGUUUGGAACAGUCAAAUAAGAACUGUCGAAUCUUAUCGUUUAAAUUAAGGAAAGUCGAACGAAAGGUAGAGGAGCUAGAGAUUGACAAGACUACUUUGGAAAAAAAAUACGAAGAGGUGAAAAAGAUAGAAGAAACAUUGCAGAAAAUUAAAGGGGAAUUCCAAAAUAGACCUCUAAGAAAAGCAACUGAGUUUACAACUAAAGUGCAAUUAAAAAAAAUGGUAGAUGAAAUGGAAAAGGAAAUAGGAGAUAUGAUGACUGUCUUCACUAAUAUUUCUGAUAAUAAAGAUGUGGAUAUUCAAAAUAUGAAAUUGAAAGAUAACCACGUGAAGUAUGACAAAUUUUUAAAGGAAUAUGAAUUACUUAAAGAAAAGCUCGAUUCUGUGUCGAAGGAAUUAUCAGAUGAAAAAGAAAAAAAGAAGACGCAAUCUAAUAUCAAAAUAGACAAUAAAAAUACGGAUUUGCAAAGCAUGAAAAAGAAAUUGGACGAGGUAACGACAUUAAGAGAAACGGAACGGAAGGUGUGGGACCAGGAGAAAACAGCGCUAUUCGAAGAAAAAGAGAAACUAAAAUCGAAGCUGCUCUCUCUAUCUGCAGAAAAACUUAAAGUAUAUAACGAAGUUGUACAAUUAAAAAAAGAUUUAGAAACGGCAAAAUCAUCGGAAAAUGAAGGCACAAAGAUGGAAAAAACUAUAAAUGAAUUGAAAAAAGAAUUGUCUCAAGAACGAGAAAAAUUCAAGAAGCAGCAAGAUGAUUUAUCAGCAUAUAUGGAACGAGAAUCAAAAAUGAAACAGUCAAUGACAUCAGUCGAACAAACGAAGACUAAGCUCGAUACUGAAGUAAAACGUUUAAAAAAGGAAUUAGAAAAUACAAAAUCUUCCAAUUCUACAAAAAUAAAUGAUUUAACUACAGAGAUUUCGGAACUCAAAAAAGAAAAGGAAAAUUUGUUGUCUCAAAUUGAUCAAGAGAAACAAUCGAAAGAAACUGAAGUAUCUACGUUGAAAAAGAAGAUUAAUUCAUUGGAGAAAACUGGAUUGAGUACAAAACGCAUGAAUGAAAUGAGACAAACGUAUAGUGAAAAAAUUUUGAUAUAUUAUAUUUUAGACUUGGAGAAUGAACUAAAGAAAGGUCAAUUGGAGUAUGACAAACUGAACGAAAAAUUCAAAGAACUGACGAAUUUAAACAAGCAGUUUGAAUCGGAUAAUGAAACAUUAAAUAGUAAAUUACGAGAACAAAACGGUGAACUGAUAAGUAUUCGCAAAGAACUAGAAUCAAUGCGUCAGUCCACAAAAUUAAAAGAAAGCGAAUGGCGAUCAGAAAAGUCAGCUUUAGAACAUCGUAUACGAGAAAGUGAGUUACCAAAUAAAGCACUAAUAACAGAUUUAAACAAUGAUAUAAGCAAUUUAAAAAAGGAAAACAAUACACUAGUAACACGAUUAGAAGAUUUGAGAAAAGCGAAUGAUGACCUUUCUGACAAAUUAAAAGACUACGAAGCAGUAUCAAAAAUCCAUCAAGUUUUGACGCCAGACACCACAGCUUUGGAAUCAGAAAUACGAAAAUUAAAAAAUGCCCUUGAAAAUAUGGAAAAGGCAAAGAAAGCAGACUUAGCUCAGUGCAAAAUGCGAUACGAGCAUAGAAUCACUGCUAUUAAUGAUGAAAUUCAAGCUAUUCAAAAUCAGUUAUCUAGAUACAAACGCGAACGCGAUACAUACAAACAUAUGCUAGAAGGUGCUCAAAAAACUAUCACAGAGUUAAAAUCUGUUAGAGGUAAACAGUCGACAACAUUAUCUGGGAAGACUGAUGAGAAUGAGGAAGUAUCUGGUGCCAGUGUAUUAGUUCUAGAAAGACAAAUUAAUAGCUUGGAGGAUGAGCUUUCUGAAACAAGAUUAGAGACAUCUAGAUUGAAAGCUGAAUUAGUAUCUGAAAAAUCAGCAAGUCAUGUUAAAGUAUCUGAAUUGCAAUCACGGAUUAAUGAACUUGAAGAAGAGAGAAUGCUUACUAGUGGCAGAACAAAAAUUCCAGGAUUGAAAGUUCGUAUGGAAUUGGCAUGGCAAAAAGAGAGAGAGGAACACCAAAGACUAUUGCAAGAAACAGCUACACUAGCGAGGGAUUUACGCCAAACUUUAUUCGAAAUUGAGAGGGAACGUUCUAAAGAACGGUUAGAGAAUAAGAGGCGACAAGACCAAUUAAAAAAAGUAUACGAUGAAGAAAAGGAAGAAAGCAAAAGGAAAUUGCUAGAGAUACAAUGCGAUUUGCUCGAGUUAAGAGAUGCUCACGCGAAACUAAGGACUAGUAAUGAGAAAAUGAGACGCGAAAAAGAACGACACGAGAAGGAAAGAGAAGAACUCAAGGAUGCUAUCCUAAAGAAAUGUAAACAGGAACAGAUUGAAUUACGAAACAUUAAUGUAUUGAUGCAACAGGUCAAUGACUUAAUGAAAUUUUUCCCUGAAUUAAACGGUAUAGCAGAAAAUGGAACUGCGAAUACUUAUACGCCUACCCCUCCUAGGCGAUUGAAGGGACCAAAAUCGAGAGAAUCAUCACCAAUGUUAGAUACGAAAAGUGAUAUAAGAGGUUCAAAUUCUCAACUUGGUGAAAGAACAGAAAAAUUAGAAUAUACUAUUAAAAAAUUAAUGGAUGUCGCAAGAGAAUUGAAGGAAUCAAAGAAAGCAGCAGACGAACUAAAUACAACACGAUUGAAGAAACUUGGCAAAAGGUCGACAUCUGUGGAAAGUGACCCAGGAAAAGGUAUAACGACAUCUAGUUCGAAACCACGUCUUAAAAGAAAAAGUUUAUCUUUGGAACAGACAUCAGCACGAAAUGAAGAAUCACGCAUUUGGGGUACCGACAGCAAUAUGUCCAGUUUGCAAUCAUUAGAAAGUUCGGAUGCCGAAGGACGAGCGCUGAGUUUACAGAGAGAUUCCAGUGUUGAUAGUCGCCUCUCUAGUGGUUCUACAAAAAGUGAGAUGUUGGAUAGAGAGAAAAAGCACAGUAAAGGUAUAAUAAAAAAGAUUACAACUAAAUUAACUAAGUCAGCCAGUGUGGAUGAUCCAAAUAUUUCCAGGGAUCUUUCUAUUCAGACAUCAGGAUCUGAGACAAGUAUCAAUGAGAAAACGGAAAAGAAAAAUCUGAAGAAAAAAUUAACAGAUAUGUUUAAAAGAAGUUCAAGAAGCAGCAGCAUAGAAAAGAAAAUAAGUUCCACAAAUCAUAGUAGACCAGCAUCAAGAAACUCCACGACGUCAAACAAAUGAUUCGAUUAUACUCUUAAAGUGUAGCAAUAUACUGAUAUUAUAUUAUCAUUUCAGUGUACAGUGGCAACAAAUAAUGUAAAAUCAGGGGAUUACUCAAUUACAUGCAUUAGAGUAUAUGCAAAAAGAUAUAUUCUUGUAUAUAUCGAAUAUUACUUUGCUGUUUUAAUUUCAUAUUUGCACAAGCAUUUUCAAAUAUUUCACUGAAU